CGAAAUCAUAAUUCGUCGCGUUUAUCAGUGCAGUUUUAAACUGUUGCGUCGAUUUAAUCGAUUAUCAUCAUAUCCAGUGAUAAAGCAUGUGAUAACCAGAGGUUAAGUAUUUUUCAACCUAUUUAUUUGGGCUUAAGUCAUUCAAAAUGAGUGCCCUUGUGCUGUUAUUUGUUGUUUUGGUGCUGCUAAUUUUUAAAUCAAUCCAUUCGCACUUUCUGCGACGAUACACCUUCUGGAAGGAACGCGAUGUACCUUUUCUGGAACCCCAAUUUCCGGUGGGAAACGUUGGCGAUACGUUGAAAUCCACCAUUCAUUUUGCCCACAUAACUGAUAACCUAUACCGGAGGUUGAAACACCACGGGGACUACGCAGGAAUUUACUUCUUCCGGGAUCCGGUUCUGAUGGUUCUGUCCCCUGAGUUUGCGAAAACUGUGUUGGUUAAAGAUUUCAACUAUUUUGUCGAUCGAGGCGUGUAUAGCAAUGAAAAAGAUGAUCCAUUGUCGGCUAACUUGUUUUUCAUGGAAGGUCACCGCUGGCGAAAAUUGAGGGCAUUGCUAACACCAACGUUCACUUCCGGUAGGCUCAAAGCUAUGUUUCACACAAUUCUUGCUGUAGGCGAACAGUUCGAUCGAUAUCUGACGGAUUAUACUGCCGACAAGAGAGAGGUCGAGGUGAAAGACCUUCUAGCAAGGUUUACUACGGACAUCAUAGGGUCCUGUGCCUUCGGAAUUGAUUGCAACAGUUUGGAAAAUCCUAAAUCUCAGUUCCGUGAGAUGGGUAAAAGGAUGAUUAAUUUCCCUAAACUGAAAGCUUUGAGGAUUUUCUUCGCAAUGAUGUUUCGGGAUAAGGCCCGAAAGUUGGGAAUCCGAUUCAACGAUGCGGACGUUUCCGAAUUUUUCAUGGGAGUCGUUCGAGAUACGAUCCGCUAUCGGGAGGAGAACAACGUACAGCGCAAAGAUUUCAUGCAACUUUUAAUCGAUUUGAAAAACAAAGGUCACAUGGAGGGUGACAAACCGGACGAGGAACAAAGUCCAUCGGGUUCACCCAGACUAACUUUCGAGGAAAUUGCAGCCCAGGCAUUCGUGUUUUUCUUUGCCGGGUUUGAAACAUCUGCUACGACGAUGACUUUCGUGUUGCAUCUUUUAGCCUCCCACCAGGAUGUACAAGAGAAGGGUCGCAAAUGUGUUCUGGAAACGUUGGCUAAACAUAAUGGCCAGUUUACGUACGAUUCUCUGAUGGAAAUGAACUACAUCGAUUGUAUCAUUAACGAAACGUUGAGGAUUUACCCACCAGUAGCAACUCUGCACCGCAUGACUAACAAACCUUAUAAACUUCCCAAUGGGGCCAUUAUUCCGGAGAAAACCGGCAUUGUCAUACCGAACUUGGCUAUCCAAAGAGAUCCGGAUUACUUUCCAGACCCGUUGGCUUUCCGACCGGAAAGAUUCUUCGAAGAAUCCAAAGAACAACGCCAUCACUUUUGUCACUUGCCGUUUGGAGAGGGGCCUCGCAUUUGCAUCGGGAUGCGCUUUGGAUUGUUGCAAACUCGCAUGGGCAUUGCAAUGCUGCUCAGAAGCUAUCGGUUUAGCUUUUGUUCGAAAUCAAUCGAUCCUGUUCCGAUUGAUCCCGUUAAUCUGAUCCACAGUCCAGCGGGAGAAAUUUGGCUCGGGAUUGAAAAGAUAUCGGCCUUCGUUGGUGCGGAUACACGUCUUCCCAAUAUGGAUGUGGCGAUCGAUAUAUCAGGUCGGGUGUUAACGGCAAUGUACAACAGUGCCCCAAUCAAACUUUGGUACUGCCGGGAACCAAUUGCUUUCCGGCCGGGGGGUAACUGCGUCAGAACCCAGGUGUCGUUCUCUGCUAAUGAUGCCAUUUCUUCAGCCAUGGCUGCACGCCACUGCUUACUGUCGGGACUGGCAAUCGCUUCUCCAGUAGCCAACGCUCUCUCGUCACCUUCCCGCCAAGCGUCCGUUAUGGGGGCUGGUGCUACGCCCGGUUCGAUGAAUUUCCAAAGUUGGUCUCGCCGAAGCAAAGCUUGUACCGAAAACGACCACGACGGUAAGAUGUGGAUUUACUUGCUGAUAACAGUUAUCUCGCUGGCGGUUUGGUUUGUGCGGAAUAAGUACGGCUUCUGGAAACGUCAUGGAGUGCCCUACAUCCAGCCGCGAUUCCCGUUUGGAAACAUCCAAGGCGUAGGCCGUCGGAUGCAUUCCUCACAGCUGAUGACCAGGUAUUACAAUCAAAUGAAAGGAAAGCACCCGUAUGGAGGAAUUUUCUUCUUCACUAAUCCGGUGGCUCUGGCUUUGGAUUUGGAGUUUGUCAAAGACGUUUUGGUACGGGAUUUUCAGUACUUUCAUGAUCGUGGCGUUUACUACAACGAAAAGGACGAUCCCAUUUCUGGGCACCUGUUUAACAUUGAAGGCACCAAGUGGACCAAUCUCCGCAGGAAGUUGAUUCCGACCUUCUCUUCCGGUAAAAUGAAGAUGAUGUGUCCUACGAUCGUGGAGGUGGGGGAACGUUUCGGUGAAUGCGUAACCCGAUGUAUCGCUCAGGACGAGGAAAUCGAAAUGAAAGAUCUGCUGGCCAGAUUUACAACCGAUGUGAUCGGGUCCUGUGCCUUCGGAAUCGAUUGUAAUAGUUUAAACGACCCGGAUGUGGAGUUCCGGCGUGUGGGUAAAAAAGUGUUCGAACUUCCCCCGGGUCGUCUGCUGAAGUUUUUUUUCAUGGGAACCUUCAAAGAUUUCUCGCGACGAAUCCACAUCAAGGGAACUGCCGAUGAUGUUUCCGAGUUCUUCUUCAAGGUCGUUCGCGAAACGAUCGAAUAUCGAGAGAAGAACAAUGUGCAGCGUAAUGAUUUCAUGAAUCUGCUGAUGCAGCUGAAGGACAAGGGUGAGCUGGACGACGACUCGGGGGAACUGGUGGGCACCCUCAGCUUCAAUGAGGUCGUUGCGCAAGCGUUCGUGUUUUUCUUGGGUGGUUUUGAAACUUCCAGUACGACCAUGUCUUACUGCUUGUACGAGCUAUCGUUACAUGAAGAUAUUCAAGAACGUGCCAGGCAGUGCGUGCGAGAUGCCGUCAAGAAACAUGGCGGCAUGAACUACGACGCCGUGAUGGAUAUGGAUUAUAUCGAACAGUGUGUCAAUGAAUCCCUGCGCAAAUACCCGCCGGGAGCGAAUCUGAUCCGAAGUGUAACGAAGGAUUAUCAGGUGCCCAACUCCAAAGUAAUCUUCACCAAAGGUAUGAGCGUUAUGAUACCGGUCUACGCCAUCCACCACGAUCCGGAAUACUACCCAGAGCCGGAGAAGUUCGAUCCGGACCGAUUUUCCCAAGAAAAUUGUGCCAAUCGGAAGCCGUUCACAUUUAUGCCAUUUGGCGAAGGGCCCAGGAUCUGUAUUGCGGCCCGGUUUGGACUGCUGGAGACCAAGAUUGGGCUGGCAACGUUGCUGAUGAAUUUUAAGUUUUCGCGGUGCUCAAAAUCUGUUGUGCCGCUGGUAAUUUCUUCCAAACAUGCGGUGCUAACACCUAGUGGAGGCUUGUGGUUGAAGGUGGAAAAGUUGGAACAAUAAGUGAUAUAGUCUGUUUAGGAAGGUAGUUUGAUUUAUUAACACGAAAGAAUGUGAUUUUUAAAUUAUGCAGAUAUGUUCAUACAAACACGGUGUAUUUAACUGAAAUUUUAAAUGAAUAAAAAUGAUUUAUCUUCAUAUAAGAAUUUUA
Molecule: messenger RNA, 3708 nt
Organism: Uranotaenia lowii
Lineage: Eukaryota; Metazoa; Arthropoda; Insecta; Diptera; Culicidae
Exons: 7
Coding region: 147-3560 (1137 amino acids)
Molecular function (GO): iron ion binding; monooxygenase activity; heme binding
Source: RefSeq, a predicted model, not a curated record